Drosophila ananassae is the source of this 782-nucleotide messenger RNA. RefSeq lists its product as uncharacterized. Lineage: Eukaryota; Metazoa; Arthropoda; Insecta; Diptera; Drosophilidae. The record is from RefSeq and is a predicted model, not a curated record. The transcript has 2 exons. Bases 106 to 429 code for a protein of 107 amino acids.
ACCCAGUCCGUUCGACAGACACUACGAAUUUUAAUCUCGAACAAAGUGGUAAUCAAAAGAGCUCCUAAAAAAAUUAUCGUUUUACUAUUUUAACUAUUUUUAAAGAUGUCUGACUAUAUUGCACCUGACGACGUCACCUACUCUAGUGAGCAACUUGAUGUCGUGAGAGACAACAUCAGAAGUGGCAUCUACACGGUUUGCCGGAGACGUGGCGACUUUGACGACAUCUGGCAGAUAUUUGGACGCGUCCUGGAUAUGAGUGGUGAAAGAGUGAAGAAUGUGGUGGCUUGCCGAAUAUGCGAAACGCCUUUUCCGUAUUACCCGCUUCAGGGUACGGAUCAUCUUAGACAACACACAUGCUAUUUGAUGUAUCCGGAUGAACCAACGCCGAUUUCCUUUGUGGCUGGAAACUUUAAUAUGUAUAUGUGAGAAAUGAUAUUGGCAAUGGAUUGAUUUAAGGAAAACGGAACAUGAAUGGAUUCUUAAGAAUGGAAAAACAAAAAUUUUGAUGGUUCAACCUGCGUGGUGCCUGUGACUUUGGCUUUUUAUAAUUUUGAUAAUGGGUUAAAAUUUUAAGUUUAAUUAUAAUGAAACUAGGAACCCUUUGAAGUCGGUGUAUCAAGUUAUGGCUUUCAAGUUUAUCUGAAUCACUUGGUUUUCUUGGCUUUGGAAUGCCAGUCACUUUCUGUAUUUGUUGUCAUGUUUCUGUUUUUUGUUUUUGCUGCUGCUGCUACUGCUACACUUGCCCCAAAUCGAAGCUAUAAAAGUAAUUAAGAUAACGA